This is a messenger RNA of Babjeviella inositovora NRRL Y-12698, 1038 nucleotides long. RefSeq lists its product as uncharacterized. The transcript has a single exon. Gene Ontology annotation, biological process: late endosome to vacuole transport via multivesicular body sorting pathway. Gene Ontology annotation, cellular component: multivesicular body. The coding region runs from base 1 to 1038 and encodes 345 amino acids. The record is from RefSeq and is a predicted model, not a curated record. Lineage: Eukaryota; Fungi; Ascomycota; Pichiomycetes; Serinales.
AUGGAAAUCCCGCUGCUGCUUCAAAAGCUCAUUGGCCCGUAUAUCGCCCGUUCCCGUGAGCUCUCCCACGUGGACCCCGUGAUCUCCUACUUCUGCCAGCUCUACGCUGCCGAGACGAUUCUCGAGCACGGGCUCCACCUUACCAGCAAUGAAGUGGCGAGCUAUGCGGCACAUAUUCUUGACGAUAUCGAAGCUGUCAAGGCGGAGCUCGGGCAGGUGGAGGCGGCCAACAGCAUGCUCAACGACAAGCUGCUUGCCCAUGCCUACGUUGACGCCUUUGCGUUCAAGGUGUUUCACAAGGCCGACACAGAGGUGCGGGAACAACGUAGCUCAAAGGCGACGGUGGCAACUUUCAUGUCCAGCACCGUAUUCUAUACUGUUUCCGGAAUGUUCAAAGUCGGGGACGAGGCCGAGAUUGCGGCAAAGGUGAAGUACGCCAAGUUCCACGCCUCUAGGAUCAUGAAGGCGUUCCGCGAGGGUAGGGACCCGAAUGAUUAUAAGGUGGAAACUUCGGAGAUAAGACAUACCCCCGAGUUGUUUGACUCUAAAGCUGCUAGACCCGGCGGACGGGAAUCUGAACCUGAGGACGAUGUCCCCGAAGCACAUGAAAAUGAGCAUGAUUUCAAGGCGGUGGGUUCUGGGUUUGCUCGAGAUGUUGUGAAUAUUUCACAUCCUGAGUCACUGAUCUCUACCUUUACGGAUCGGCCUGCACAGCCUGCAAUUCCCAAGUUCCUAGACUCUGAUGACGAAACUGUGUCGGUGUUCCCCGCCGCCCCAACCGAACCUGCUAAGACGGUUAUUCCGACAUUUUUAGAGUCAGAUGAGGAAGAACCGAUUCCCGUUAUCUCAAAGGCUGAGCCUCUAGGUCAGCCUGCCCAGCUCAAAAACGUUAAAGAAAUUCUCAGUCUCGACGAGGCCAUCACAAAGGCGCAAAAACACUCGAAAUACGCAAUUUCCGCGUUGAAUUACGAGGAUGUGCCGACGGGGAUAAAAGAGUUGGAAAGCGCGUUGGCGUUGCUAAGGGCAUUGGAAAAAUAG